This is a messenger RNA of Scutellospora calospora, 1575 nucleotides long. The record is from the annotation of a GenBank genome assembly. NCBI's taxonomy places the organism in Eukaryota, Fungi, Glomeromycota, Glomeromycetes, Diversisporales, Gigasporaceae.
AUGGCCUUUCAAAGUAUGAUUAAUGGAACAGAAUGUUCCGGAUCUAACCCUUUGACUGGAAUUCUGAAACAAUUUACGGAUGAUAAAUCAAUCCAAAAGGAUGGUUUUUUUCAAGGUGUAGAAAGAGCUGGAAGUAGUUCGUUCCGCACAUUAGGGCCUAACGUAAAACUUCAAGAUCAAAAGCUUAUUGGGGAGUUUUUUGAUCAACAAGACCAUUCAAUAACAUAUCACGUACCAGAGUUCGUAGAUCACAGAGCACAAGACUGGACAUCAGAAUUUCAAAACGUUCGCGAUGUUCCACAGACAUGGAAAUUUGGACCGUUGGAAGAGGCAGAAAUGGAGUAUGCUUUUAAAAGAAUGAAUUUCAACGACAACUGGAAUGCAGAAUUUAUACAAAAUUCCGAGUCAAAUACGACACAUUUACGGGAAAUUCCACCUGAAUUUGAAGCAGCAUUUCAAAAAAAUUUCGAUUGGGCAAGUGAAUAUGUGUUAAACCAAGAUAAAGGAAAAGGAAAAGAAAAAAUUGUUGAACUUGAUUCUUCCACUUGGGAAGAACAAUUUGAAGCCGCACAACGGGAUGCAGAACAUAAACAAAAAUCUGCAGAUGAUAGGGCGUUAUUCAACGAAUUUGAGAAUAUUUGGUCACAAGUUCAAGACAAUUCCGAUGAAUGGGAUAAUUUCUUUAAUAAUCGUGUUGUUGAUUUAGGUGAUUAUGUAUUUGAAGAGGAUAGUCCUUAUUUACAUCAUGAAGAUCCUUUCCAAGAAGGUUUAAGAUUAGCAGAAAUGGGUGGAACAUUAUCACAAAUUGCCUUAGCUUUUGAAGCCGCUGUUCGUAAGGAUAAUAAUAAUUCGGAAGCAUGGAUGUGGUUAGGCAAUACUCAAGCACAAAAUGAAAAAGAGUUGGCGGCUAUCAGGGCAUUACAGAAAGCUGUUGAGGUGGAUGGUGGUAAUCUACCAGCUUUAAUGAGCCUUGCCGUCAGUUAUACUAAUGAAGGCUACGAUGAACAGGCAUAUCUUACGCUUGAAAGGUGGAUUACUGCGAAAUAUCCAAAUGUAGUAACAAGAGCAGCACCUAUGCAUAAUGUCAUAAGUAUACAUUCUCGCGUCACUGAACUUUUUAUACAAGCAGCACGCGAAGCACCAGAAGGUGAAGGUAUGGAUCCAGAUGUUCAAGUUGGAUUAGGUGUACUAUUUUAUGGUAGUGGAAAGUUUGACAAGGCCGAUUAUCUUUUAUGGAACAGAUUAGGGGCUACUCUAGCAAAUUCUGGCCAGUCAGAGGAUGCAAUUGAAGCUUACCGUAAAGCAUUGGAUCUCAAGCCAAAUUUCGUUCGUGCACGUUAUAAUUUAGGUGUUAGUUGUCUUAAUAUUGGAUGUUAUCGUGAAGCGGCUGAGCAUCUACUUGGCGCUUUAAGUAUGCACCAAACUGGAUUAGAUAAUGAGAAUAUUAAAAAUGCUAGUGAUAGUCUUCGAGAAACUUUAUUUAAGACAUUUAAUAUGAUGGAUCGGGACGAUCUAUGCAAGAAAUUAACUGCCAGCAUAAACGUAGAUCAAUUUCGGGAUGAAUUUGAGUUUUGA